Molecule: messenger RNA, 1088 nt
Organism: Thalassophryne amazonica
Lineage: Eukaryota; Metazoa; Chordata; Actinopteri; Batrachoidiformes; Batrachoididae
Exons: 4
Coding region: 186-974 (262 amino acids)
Source: RefSeq, a predicted model, not a curated record
UGUGAAUUGAAAUGGUCUUUUAUGUGUACUAAACAAAUCGAGACGAGUUUAGCUUGUGAUUAAACUACAGCUGCUGUUUGUUAGUUUUAGCUGAUGUGAGUUAAAACGAUAGUGUCGUAUUAAUUAUGUGUAAACACUGAUUUAACCAGAGCUUCAUCCGCCACUUAACAGCUGUGAGCAUCAUUAUGGAUUCGUCUUCAGUUCUUCGUCAGAAAAGUCAGAACAGAAUUCAAAUCCACAAUCAUAUGAGCACGAACAAUGAUUAUAACAAAAUGCCGACAGACACAAAGCCUUCCAAGCAAGAGUCUGGACCUAACCUUACCAGCCACAAUGUUGAAAAUCUAGAUCCAAAAAGCUCAGAAGUGGUUAGAAAGGCACCAGUCCGGCCAGGUAUGAGCAGGCUUCCGGUACUUGCAAAGUCCCUUCAUCUUCAGACUCCAUCUGACUUCAGUCAGUCUCACUGCCGGUGGGAAGAGAAACCCCUGACAGGGAAAGCUAAGAACAAAAAGCCAUGUACGAGGCCCAUUCCAUUCCACUUGUCUCAGCCUAGGGGCACAAGAACAACAUCUGAAAAGAAGCAGCUUCAAAGUGUUACACGGUCAACGACUGGGACUAAUAUAACUACAAAAAAUAUAAAUGCUAACACCCGAAGCCGUCUGGCCACAUUAAACGGCAAAGAGGAGUCAACCAAAGUUGGAGGGAAGACUCCUAGAAAAGACCAAGACACUGCAUUCCAUGUGUCAGAACACUGUGAGAGUUCUGGCGCUUUUAAGACUUCAGCCACUUUGUCUCAUCCUUUGACAUUCAUUUCUGAAACAACUGUGUGUCCAAAAAGUGCUGCUUCCUGUGCACAACCUGCUCUUAGUACAGAGGUGUGUUUGGAUAAUAUGAACCUACUUAGUCUCAAAGAACCAUCUAAGGCCUGCAAUGUGCAGGAGGUUACCACUAGUAUCUCCUCACAAGGUAAGUUAUAGAGGUGAUCUUGAAAUUGGACACUGUAUCGUUUGCUGUAGCAGAGGAUGUCUGUCACUUUGGCAGGUUAUGAUUAACCUGGCCGUAAAGGAUGGAGAGUCUAUUGCAGUGAUUGU